CGGGAAAAGACACCGGCAGGGCUGCGGGGGGGCCAUGGAACAGGGGCGUGGGGCAGGGUCCCUGGCCUCUGCACCAAGAUAGCUCCAAGCCAGAGGGUGCAGGACCAGCUGCUAGGGGUGGGGGAGGAGGAGUCGAGCUCCCUGAGCUGCGGGGGACAGCGGCAGGGGGGGAGAAGACUAGGACCCAGAGCACUCCCGGCCCCCCAGGCGGAGGGCACUGCUUCAGUCGGCCUUGACCUCAGUUGACCCUGAUAGCCCACAUGGGGCGCAGGGUCUAAUUUUAGCUCCAGCCACUAGGCCCACAGCCCAGAAGUGCCCGCCAGUGGGCACAGGGGCGGCCAGGGCUACUCAGGGGCCACUUGGGCAAGGGGAGGAUUGGGGAGGCCAGCCUUGCAUGCUGGCCAAGCCACCUCCUGUGAGAGCCCCCACGGGUCCCCCAUGGCCUGGCAGACUGCCCGCCUCUCCUUUGAGGCCAAGGUCAGGGGGUGCAGCCAGGAGGACAGAAGGACACGGCCUUGCAGUGCGGUCAGGGUUGCAUCAGCUGAGCAGUGCCCAGGGGCAGGGGGCCCUGCUGAGAGGGCAAAGGCUGGCUUGGCUGUCCGAAGGCCAACGAAGCAGAUUCCUGACUGUAGGAAGACAAGGCCAGAAAGCCGGGUCCUACCUGGGCUCCUUGUGCCUGGCUGGUGACCUGCUGUUUGACCUCACACAGGCAGCCUGCUCUCCAUGGGCCUCAGUCUUCCCAUCUACAACAAUGAAGAUGCUGAACUAGAAGGCUGAUUCCAGCUCCACCCACAAGCCCCUGCUCCUGCUUUCCCCUAGCCCUGGCUGCGGGUGGCCACAUGCAGUCGUGGAGAGGCAAGUCCCUCUGGCUGGCACUCUCGGCCUCUUGGCUCCUCGUCCUCCUGAGAGUCUUCCCCCUUCUCCGCCUGGCAGUGCCUGCCAGACCUUGGGCAAGUGCCCCCCAAGGCUGGCCCCGCUGGCUGGAUACAGAGCUCCUGCCGAGUUUCUCCCAGCCUGGCGAACUCCCAGAAGAUGCCCCUCAACCUCCUCAAGCACCCCGUGGUGGCGGCUGCGACUGGGGGGCUUGCUUUGACGCCUCAAAGUGCAGGACUGGUGGUCUCAAGGUAUUCGUGCAUCCGGUGGCUGGACCCAUCUCUGCCGCUCACCGCAAGAUCCUGGCUUCCAUUGAGAGCUCCCACUACCACACGGCCAGCCCUGAGGAGGCCUGCCUCCUCCUCUUCCUCAGCCUGGAAGUCCCAGCUGGAGAGUGCAGCCCAGUGCCCCAGCAAUGGAAUGGGGGAAGGAACCAUCUGGUCCUCGAUCUCCACCCAGCCCCCUGCCCCCAGACCUUCCAGCGGGGACGGGCGAUGGUGGCCAAGGCCAGCCCCACAGUGGACACCUUCCGGCCUGGCUUUGACGUGGCCCUCCCGCUUCUCCCUGAAGCCCACCCAUUGCGAGGUGGGGCACCUGGCCAGCUGCGACAGCACAGCCCCCACCCCGGGGUGCCCCUGCUAGCCCUGGCAGAGGAGAGGGGCGGGUGGCGCACAGCAGGCACUGACCCCUCUGCCUGUCCCUGGGAUGGGCGCUGUGAGCAGAACCGUGGACCCGAGCAGACCCACCCUGGGGGAACGCUACCCAAUGCCACCUUCUGCCUCAUCCCCGGCCACCGUCCUGAUGCCUUGCACUUCCUUCAAGCCCUGCAGGCUGGCUGCAUCCCUGUGCUUCUCAGCCCUCGGUGGGAGCUGCCCUUCUCCGAGGUCAUCGAUUGGACCAAGGCGGCCAUUGUAGCUGAUGAGAGGCUCCCAUUUCAGGUCCUCGCUGCCCUCCAGGAGAUGCCCCUCACGCGGGUCCUUGCCCUGCGUCAGCAGACCCAGUUUCUAUGGGAUGCCUACUUCUCCUCAGUGGAGAAGGUCAUGCAUACCACUCUGGAGAUUAUUCAGGACCGGAUCUUUGGAGCAUCUGCUCACGCCUCGCUACUGUGGAACAGCCCCCCGGGUGCACUCCUGGCCUUGCCCACUUUUUCCACAAGCCCCUCGGACUUCCCCUUCUACCACCUACAACGGGGCUCGCACCCUGUGGGCAGGUUCAGCGCCCUGAUCUGGGUGGGGGCCCCAGGUCAGCCCCCUCUGAAGCUCAUCCAGGCGGUGGCAGGCUCCCAGAACUGUGCCCAGAUCUUGGUUCUCUGGAGCAGUGAGAAACCACCCCCAUCCAGGUGGCCUGAGACAGCAGUGCCCUUGACAGUCAUGGACGGGCAGAGGAAGGUCAGUGACCGCUUCUUCCCGCACAGAGCCAUCAGCACGGAUGCCAUCCUCAGCCUCGAUGGGCACAGCAGUGUUACCACAAGUGAGGUGGACUUUGCUUUUCUGGUAUGGCAGAGCUUCCCCGAGCGGAUGGUGGGCUUUCUGACGUGGAACCACUUCUGGGAUGAGGCCCAGGGUGGCUGGGGCUACACUGCUGAGAGGGCCAACGAGUUCUCCAUGGUUCUCACGUCAGCUGCCUUCUACCACAGGUAUUACCACACCCUCUUCACCCACUCCCUGCCCAAGGCUCUGAGAACCCUGGCCGAUGAAACACCCACCUGUGUGGACAUCCUGAUGAACUUCCUGGUAGCAGCAGUCACCAAGCUGCCCCCUAUCAAGGUGCCCUAUGGGAAGCAGCAUUUUGAGGCCACACCUCCACUGGUGCCUGGGGGUCCGGAGCCACAGCCAACAGCCCGAGACUGCAUCAACCAGAUGGCUGCAGGUUUCGGCUACAUGCCCCUGGUUUCCUCUCGCCUGCGUCUGGACCCAGUGCUUUUCAAGGACCCGGUGUCCGUGCUGCGCAAGAAGUAUCGCAGCCUGGAGAAGCCCUAGGAGCGGUCAGAGGAGCCCCCAGCCCUGCUCCCACCGGGCGCCGCACCUGCUCAGGGCGGGGGAGGCGGUGCAUCAGCUCCCUCCCUUGGAACAACUGGAGACCCAAUCAAGGCAGCCAGUUAGCUAACACGUCAGAUCUCUCUUGGCCAAUCACAGCCCUAGCGUCCCAAGGCGCGGGGCCCCGCCCCACCCUCCAGCCCGGCUGCAAGUGGCAGCCCCAGGUGCCAGGCGCUUGCCCUGCUGCGGCGCCUCUGCCAUCGCUGACCCCUUGCCUGGAAUGCCUUUCUCGGCUUCUGCGGAACUGACUUCUACUUGUCUUUCAGAUCUUCGCCUUCUCCAUGGAUUUGACUGACCCCCAUCCCUGACCCGGAUCCUCUGAGCUUUCACAGCCUGGUGUUUCCCACACUGUUCGCGCGGCUUUGCAAGGUACACGGUCAGGCCCCAGGACUAGCCUGGGAGCCCCGGCCAUGUCCUCUUCUCUCUGGCUUGGCAAGUGUUACACCAAUAUUUGACGAACAGAUAAAAGAGACAUCAACUGCGUGCCUGGCCCUGUGCCGUAGUUGGGAGUAUGGACAGUGUGUUGAGUGAGACCAAACUCCGUCUCCCCCCCCCACCCCCCGCCCGCCCCUCCACCCGGCCCACGGGGUUCCCAGUCCGGCAGGAAGGCAGCUACCCGCAGACGCCUGUGUUGCCAGGCACGAUCUUCGCACCCCAGCAGUGGAGCAAAGAGGCGCUGAGAAGCUAGUUUCGGGGCUUUCUUCCCGACCUGGCGGAGCAUGGGGCCGGGGAGAAAGGGCCUGAGAACGCAGGAGGUCCGUCCCAACCGAGCCCGGGGGUGGCCGGGAGCAGUGGCACCCUCAGCUCAGGCCUGGCCGUGGCUUUGCACUACCAGCCACGACCACUAGAGGUCAGCGCCACACCGCGCUCCCUCUGGGAAAGGGCCCGGAGUUUUAUCGCCCCUUGGGUCAGGGGACGUUGAGAGUUGAUGCAGUGCAGCCCAGGAUCUGAAAACUAGGGGGAGGGGGGUGGGUUGAAUUUGAAAAAAGAGACCCACUCCUUUGGCCCACACACUCAGGACUGAGAAGGAGCCAUUUCUAGGUGGGCUGGGUGGGAGAUGGGAUUGUCCCGAGCACCCUGGACGUGACAGUGGAGUGGGGGAAGGGGCCCUGGUUUCUCCAGGGUUCAUCCACCUGGAACUGGACUUAUCACUUCCGAAAUAAAGCGCGUGUCCUUGCCCCCUCAUGCUCGGGCUAUAAAUACCCCUCCAGCAGCUGCGCGGGGGAGGGGGACUCAGGGCUAGCCUGGGACUGGGGCGACUGUAGAGAGGUGGGGGUGGUGGAUCCAGCCCAGGUCCAGGGUGUCAGGUGUUUUCCUGCUCUGAUGGCCUCACAGCUUUGGAAACUCUCGUGAUCAGCUCACCCUGGCCAGCGAGAACAUGCUGUCCAAGGCUUCCCACCCCCAUUCUCCAGUUUGACCUCUGGCCCUUGGAUGAUUCAGGUCCUCCCUGGAACCAGUCACAGCUGGGGUGCAGAGAGGGCUCUCCCUUGGGAGGCAUGGGGCUGCCAGAGUAUUGGGGGGGGUGCUGGGAGUUGAGGAGGGAAGGCAUUCUGGCCCAGGGUCAAGAACAGUUGAAGGUGGGUGAGGGAGCACACAGCUGUGGCCCAGGCAGCCUUCCCAGGGCAGGGAGGGCUCUGAGUGCCAGGCCCAGCCAAGGGAAAGAGGCAUCUUUCCCCUCCCCACUCACAGCUACAGCACCCAGACACUGAACUGGCUUGGCACAGCCUUACCCACGGAGGGCACUGCCAGGCCCAAGGGCUCACACUGUACCAACAUGCAGCCCAGAACAGGCUUUCAGCUCCUGCUGUAAAGGGAGGCCUGGGUGACUGAGGUAGAAACCCCAGAUCUGCUUUACACUGGCCAUGGGCCUUCAGGCAAGUGACUCCACCUCUCUAGCUUUGGUUUUCCUUCCCAUCUGUACAAGUGUAAUACCACAAAUACCCUCUCUUGAGAGGGCUGUAAGGAUUUGACACCCAGUAGAGGUCAAGAUCCAGGUUCCUGGGGCCUGCAGUGGCUGCAGGGGAGAGGGGGUUUGCUUCUCCAGAGAUUGGAGUAGAAUAGAACACAGCCAUCCGCAGUACCCCCCCCCCCCCACCACACUUCCGAGCCACAUGACUUCCCACGGAUUUUGAGGGGCUGAAGAACCUACUGACCUAGAUCACAGGUAAGCCCGGAUGGCCAUACUUGAAAGGCACAAAGAGGUUAUUUCACAGAGGGGAAGGAAGAGGUUCACGGGGGAAGGCGGGUGACCAACCCCUCCUCUUCCAGUCCUGAAUCCGGGCAGAGUCAAGAUCAAGUCAGUGCUGCCCCUGGGAAGCCCACCUGGCUCCCCGGCAAGUCAGCCUCAUGCUGCACCUUUCCAGCCUGAUGAUCAAAGUAACCACUCUUCAAGGAACACCAUGGGCUUAAAAGGCUUUGGCUCCAGUCCUGGCAACAACCCUGUGAUGUAGGUUCAUUCGUAGUCUCUUAUUCUCAGAUGAGACCCAAGGGCACUGGCUUGUAAAACCCAGGGCCACGAUAUGACUGGGUGUUCUGCCUUCCCUGGGAGACUGGGCACAGGUCUCCCCUCUUCGUCUCGGAAACACAAGCUGCCCCUGACUUGGGAGUCUGCAUACACCUCAGGAAGCCACCAUCUCCCAUCCGUUGUCGUCCAUGCUCAAGUUCUGAGCAGGGUAGGCUGGGCCAGCUUCAGAGCUGGCCCAGGGGCUGUGGGGCUGUUAGGGCAGGACCCAAGCUGAAGCCCCUGCUGGCCACCCCCCCCCCCUCCAGUGGCAAAGGCAUCAUUGUGUUGGCACACGUGCCCGAGCUGGAGGAAUAAGGAAAGAAGAAAGCAGCCAGGUCCCUACCUGGUCAGAAGCCUCCUCCCUCCAGGAAAGAGACACAUUUGGCUCACAGCUGAAGUGACGAAGGCACAGACAGGCCUCAGGUUCCCCCCGGUUUCCCCUUCUCAGGGGGGACAUGUGUAAGUGUGCGGG
Acinonyx jubatus (cheetah) is the source of this 5884-nucleotide messenger RNA. RefSeq names its product exostosin like glycosyltransferase 1 (gene EXTL1). The record is from RefSeq and is a predicted model, not a curated record. The transcript is spliced from 11 exons. The coding region runs from base 840 to 2852 and encodes 670 amino acids. NCBI's taxonomy places the organism in Eukaryota, Metazoa, Chordata, Mammalia, Carnivora, Felidae. Gene Ontology annotation, molecular function: glycosyltransferase activity. Gene Ontology annotation, cellular component: membrane.